Vanessa tameamea is the source of this 802-nucleotide messenger RNA. RefSeq lists its product as uncharacterized. The record is from RefSeq and is a predicted model, not a curated record. The transcript has 6 exons. Bases 124 to 744 code for a protein of 206 amino acids. NCBI's taxonomy places the organism in Eukaryota, Metazoa, Arthropoda, Insecta, Lepidoptera, Nymphalidae.
AUUUACCGGCUUGUCUGGUGCCAGUUAGUAUUUUAGGCCUGCAUCGGCCGCACGUUUUGUCAUACCGAGUUCAAGUGUCGAACGGUUCAUUACAAUCUUAGUGAAUACAACAAUAUUGUCGAGAUGUUGGCGAUCACUUUCGUUUUUAUUGUCAGCGCUAGUCUACAACAAACAUAUGCAGCGAGCGCUAAGCAUCCUAUGGAAGCAUCCUCGAUUCAAUAUCCAGAACCAAUAGACAAAGAAACGGAACAUAUCCCUGAUUCGUGCAAGGAUCUCACGUAUUGUACAGUGAAACCAAAAGAUUACCCAGAAGAAAAAUUUAACGACAUGUUCAAGGAUUACAAAGUGGUGCCUCAACCAUCAAUGGUAGUUGAACUUAACAACCGUCAAGGCGGGCCCGAUAGUGCUGACAAUUGCGAGAGUAUAGUGACCUACGAACCCCUCUACAAAGUAAGACCGAAGAGAGAUGAACCUUGGCGCACAGUGAUCCAAGUUCCUGGUAAAGACAUCAUUCAACGAGUACGUCUCGAGACAUGCACAACUCCUAACGCACCGUGUUUUAAGGAACUUUCACCGUUGCCAGAAUUUGUUACAUUCUGCAGACAAAAGAUCAAUGUAUGGGAAGUUAUGGUCGCCAAGGGAGACAAUGAAACAGAGAUGAUCAAAGCAGAACUUCCAGUGUGUUGCUCUUGUCACUAUAGAGAACUAGAUUUCAAAGUCAGAUUCGGCAAACCUAAGAAGUAAAAUGGGACGAAUUAAUCAGGGUUAAAUUGUAUCCAUUCUAGAAGGAUUCUGAAGAGGC